AUGAAAGAGCACAUGCUCUUUCAUAUUGAUAAUCCAAAUCUGUUUACAGGGGACAGUGGUGUUCUUGGACGAGGCUUUUCAGAGUCACCAACCGAAAUAAAAAGGAGAUUCCGAAUACAAAACGGAUUUCAUUUUUCCAUGCAACAAAAAUAUAUAUUGAUAGUCGAUUUUUUUUUAUGCCCUUUAAUAGCUAAAUCAGGUUAUCAUUAUCUUGUUCGUUGUAAUUGCCUUCUUUGA
Molecule: messenger RNA, 237 nt
Organism: Cetraspora pellucida
Lineage: Eukaryota; Fungi; Glomeromycota; Glomeromycetes; Diversisporales; Gigasporaceae
Source: the annotation of a GenBank genome assembly